Molecule: messenger RNA, 1413 nt
Organism: Colletotrichum navitas
Lineage: Eukaryota; Fungi; Ascomycota; Sordariomycetes; Glomerellales; Glomerellaceae
Product: ATP-dependent Clp protease proteolytic subunit
Exons: 5
Coding region: 170-955 (261 amino acids)
Biological process (GO): protein quality control for misfolded or incompletely synthesized proteins
Cellular component (GO): endopeptidase Clp complex
Molecular function (GO): ATPase binding; ATP-dependent peptidase activity; serine-type endopeptidase activity
Source: RefSeq, a predicted model, not a curated record
AGUGCAGGGGGGUAAGCUGGCAGCUUCAGCAGAGCGUGAUGUCUCUGCGCAGCGCAACGUCACCUGCCGCCGAUUGCCGCUUUUGCAUCUUUUCGGCCUCAGAACCAUCACCGCACUCACACCUUACACACACACACACCAACGCACUGCAUUGCGCACCCCAGCAGCCAUGAACUGUCAAAGGACACUGUUCCGAGCCCUGAGAGCCGUUCCUCGGCAGCAUGUCAGAACCUUCACGAACUUCCCAAGCUUCCCCAUUGGAGGAGGUGGCGGCGGCGGCAACAGCCCGCCUGUCGCAAACAUCCCUAUGCCUUACAUCACCGAAGUCUCGUCCAAUGGCUGGAGGACAUACGACAUCUUCUCCAAGCUGCUGCAGGAACGAAUUGUCUGCCUCAACGGCGCGAUCGACGAUACCGUCUCGGCCUCAAUAGUCGCACAGCUACUAUGGCUCGAGUCCGAUAGCCCCGACAAAGCAAUCACCAUGUACAUUAACUCCCCGGGCGGCUCAGUCUCAUCAGGACUGGCAAUCUACGAUACGAUGACAUAUAUCAAGUCGCCGGUGUCAACGGUAUGCCUUGGCGCCGCGUCGUCGAUGGCAGCGCUGCUUUUGACGGGAGGCGAGGCGGGCAAGAGAUACGCACUGCCGCACAGCUCCGUCAUGAUCCACCAGCCGCUCGGCGGGACGCAGGGCCAGGCGUCGGACAUUCUCAUUUACGCGAACCAGAUCCAGCGCAUCCGCAAACAGAUCAACGAGAUCAUGAAGCGGCACAUCAACAAGUCGUUCGGCCAAGACAAGUACAGCCUCGAGGAGAUCCACGACAUGAUGGAGCGUGAUAAGUACCUGACGGCGGAGGAGGCCAAGGAGAUUGGCGUCAUUGACGAGAUACUGACGCGGAGAGAGGAGAAGGACCUGAAGGAGAAGGAUUCGACGGACGAGAAGAAGACCAAGCCGUAAAGGCUACCAUAGCACUGGCCUGAGGGGAGCUAUCACGCCCUGGACGAACUGCUCAGACCGUCUGGGCCAGACAGCGACUGAUGUAGCAGAGCUGCGAUUGAAGCAGUGGGUGGCAGUUAUGGAGGCAGCAUGUGCGUUGCCGGGUAGCUGCACUCCACAUACGGCAGAUUCGGCCUGUAAAAGCGGGGCGCAUCCGGGACCGGAAGUGAUCUGGGCUUAGCGGAAAUAAGUAAGUACAGGAUGGGAGAUGACAUUGUAGAAACACCUGCUCGGAGACUCAUCAACGUCUAGCUGGGCAACAGUUCCAAGGACGAUUAUACGAUUAAAGAGAGUGGCUAAAGUUAGCAUUAGUAUCCCUAGUGUGCAAGCCAUAUACCUACCUACCUACCUACCUGUACUUUGGGAUGGCCUGACAUUGCUCACCGUCGCUGACUGCACCGGCGCCGGUGGCUCACCUU